GUUGUCUGUAUAUGUUUCUCAUCAUGCAGACACGUCCUGCUUCCGUAUCGGAGGACGAUGCAGAAUUGCAGACAUCUCCAUUGGUGGUGUCUGAACUCUGAAGCAGAGAUAUCAGCAUCUAAUCCCUGCUUCUGGAGCUUCGAUGCUCCUGCUGCCACGAACUCAAUGACUUCGUAGGAACCAGAAGCAUCUCUCUAACUUGUACAUGAUUCCAGAGAACUUUGCAGUUCCUGCCUUCCUGGUUCGGUUAAUAAGGUGCAAGUCCCGUCUGUGUUUUUUGGUUGGAACUUAGGAGCGAGAGAAUAGAAAGAGAGGUUCGGCGAGGGCAAAGAGGAGAAAUUAGGUGGCGGUGAUUGAACUUCUGCGAGAAAUUCGAGGGCAAAGAGUGAAAGAGGUGAUUCGACCUUGCAGAAAUGGAAUCUUUAAUAUCUCUGACAAAGCAGUUCUCAUAGCUGGAAUCUUUCUCUACUAGAGGAGGAAGGAGGAAAAAAGAAGGGGAACAGUCCUCUGUGUUCUGGUGAUUGUGUCCUGCGGUCCCUUUUCUCCAUUCUUUUCGAUUUCUAGGUCUGAAAAUGGAUAGAAAUGGAGCUAAUGAGAAACGCAACAAGCGCAAGCUUCGACAAUCUCGCCUAUACCUCAAGGUCAAGAACCAGGAAGGGAAGGAGGUAUUCAUGAGGAUCAAGCGCAGCACCCAGCUAAGAAAGCUUAUGAUUGCUUACUGCAAACAACAAUUGAUAGAGUUGAACUCUGUUAAAUUCUUUUUCGAUGGUAUCCGCCUCCUUGGAGAACAGACACCAGAUGAACUAAAAAUGAAGGAUAAUGAUGAAAUUGAUGCAAUUGUAGAGAAGUGCAAAGGUCAGGAAGAAAGCAAGAAGGCAAUGGAUCAACCAGCGCACAUAAAUAUCAAGAUCAAAAGCCAGGAUGGGAGUGAAAUAUGUUUUAAGAUCAAUUGCAAUACAAAGCUACGGAGGCUAAUGAUUUCUUAUUGUGAGAACAAGUUUUUGCAAUACAGCUCAGUUCGAUUCUUAUAUGAAGGUCGGCGCAUCAAUGGAAAUAAGACGCCAAAUGAACUCGGAAUGGAAGAUGGUGAUGAAAUUGAUGCAAUGUUGGAGCAGAUGUCAGGUGGUUUUUAGGAACCUUGAUUUCAAUAGAAAUUCUAAGCCUCUCUAAGACUCCAACCAAGCAAAUAUGUUAAGAAGAAACGGUUUGUUGGUAUCUAGGCUUUGCUUCAUGCCUCGAGAAUUUUAUUAAGGAUGCUUUUCAAAAGAAGAUAUCUCAUCCAUGAACAAGAAGUGACAUUCUUAUCUUUCUCAAUAGGUUAUUAAGCAUAACCAUUUAUGGGCCUUAUUGGAUAUUAAUAGGAUGUUGUAAAUUGGUCUUAUGUUCAUCUCUUAAUCCA
This is a messenger RNA of Nelumbo nucifera (sacred lotus), 1399 nucleotides long. Its product is annotated as small ubiquitin-related modifier 1-like. Gene Ontology annotation, molecular function: protein binding. Lineage: Eukaryota; Viridiplantae; Streptophyta; Magnoliopsida; Proteales; Nelumbonaceae. The record is from RefSeq and is a predicted model, not a curated record.